CUGAAACGUCAAUUGUCAUUUCGUUUCGAUGUCGAUAAUCGUAAAAUCACCCUAAAAAUUUGUGUUUGUGUUGUCGAAGAGGUUAUUCGAAUUUGUUAAUGAUUCUAAAGUAAAACUACAUAUCAAACGAUAUACCAUCGGAAUUAUGUUAACUACAAGUGCUUCUGAGGACUCUUACGUAUUUACAUUGAAGACUAUCAGUGAAAAUGUCUAAAAUCAAGCGGAAGAUAACAGUAAAUCUCAGCUCGAAAUCUAAAGGUGUCCCCACGAAAACCAGACCAUCGGUCUUCGAAAGACUCGGCACCAAGGCCACGACAGUACCCAAAGAAUACUGCCAUCACUGGGCGCAAAGCGGGUCUUGCCCGUACGGGAAGGGUUGCAAAUAUUCGAGUACACACACGUUGAUCAGCCCAUCAAAGCAGAGGGCGGCCAAAACCCAACGAAGACACGUUAAAGAUGGACACAAGCGCAUCCAGCACGAUGAAUGGGAUCAGUGGGACCCAAACGAACUCGAAGACGCUGACCCGGAUGAUCUAGAGCGAAAGAGACAGGAGUUGCAAAGGGAGCUCGAGUUGCAAAUGAAAAUGGAAAGUAAGGCUAAAAAGAAAGAUAAAAAAGUCAAAAAAGAAAGCAGCCCCAGUUCACAGACGUCUAGUACGUCUUCUGAGACUUCCAGUAGCAGCGACGAUACGAGUUCGAGUUCUAGUUCUGCCGAGGCACGCAGAAAGAAGAUGAAAAAGGUCAAAACUAAAAGAACUAGCUCGACAUCGUCAGAAGAAAGAGGUCGUUCGAAGCACAAAUCGAAAUCCAAACAACGUUCUUCCAAAUCGACUCCAAGAGACAAAUCGAAGAAACCGAAACCCAUCAAAAACAAAUCCCCUUCGCCGACACGUCCACGCAAAAAAUCCGAAACCCCUCCCAUCAAAAUCAAGCAAUCGUUCAUUGCGAAAAAACUGGGCUCCGAAAAAUCCUCGCCACGUCCUCAAAGUCGCACCAGCGUCAAAGAAAAACACAGAACGCCCUCGCCGAAAACGUCCAAAGACAAUCAACGCGAAAAGGAGCGUGAACGAGAACGCGAAAAGGAGAAAGAACGAGAAAAGGAGAAGGAACGAGAAAAGGAGCGGGAGAGGGAGCGAGAAAGGGAGCGCGAACGCGAAAAAGCCAAAGAGCGAGCUAAAGAACGAGAACGAGAAAAAGAGAAGGAGCACAAAAAGAAGGAGUUGAACAGAUCUCCGAAAAGGGACGCUAGAAUUAUUAAGGACGGCAGAAAAAGGGAUACGCCCGAUUCUUCGCAUUCCAAAGACAGGAAAUUGUCACCGGGACGAAGCAAAGGCAGCAAUAGCAGCAGAAGAGAUCAUAAAAGUCCUUUAAAAGAUGACAGAAGAGGUGAUAGAAGAGACGAUAGAGGAAGAUCGAGGGUGAAGGACGGCAGAUCAUCGGAUCGAGGCGGCGCCGGUAGAAAAGAACCUCCGAGCAAACGCGAUUCCCGCGACCGAGAUAGAGACAGAGAACGCGAUAGAGACCGAGAAAGACGGUUGGCCAGAGAACGCGAAGAAGCCAGAGAAAAGGAACGAGAAGAAGCACUGGCCAGAUGCCAAGAGAGACAACGAGAAAGGGAGCGACUCAAGAAGGAGGAGGAGCAAAAGAGGCGGGAUAGAAGCAGGAGGGAGGACAGGGGAUUGGAUAAACCGGCCGGAGAUCGAGUCGAACGCCUACUCCCACCGCUGGAAGAACGAGUACCACCAUCGCGUAAAGGUCACUCGUCCGAGAGAGACCGCGAUAGACGUGACGGGCGUGGUCGGGAUCGUGGCGUCACCCCCGACCGGUCCCUAUCCCGCAAAUCACCCGACCGUCGGGGCGGAGACCUCGACAAAGACAGAACUUACGAUCGCGGCUACGAUAGAGGGCGCUCGGAGCACGAUAGAGAUUACGGAACGGGACACAGAGACAAAGAUUUCGACAGUCCGUACGAACGAGGACGCGACCAUCAGGAUAGGCGGUACUUAGACGUCGAAGAGCAUUACGGGGAUGAAAGAAUGUACGGCGGUGACGAUCGACGCAGUAGGAGGGAUUUGUGGGACGAUCGGACGGACGAAAUCGAUCACAGAGGGAGGUACGGCGGGCGCGAACAGAAUUGGGGCGAUCAUCCGCACGGGGAUUACGCGGAACACGAAUGGGGCGAUAGAGGCGGUAAUAGACGAUCCGAUUGGGGUGAUACUAGGGAUAAUUGGGACGUAGAUCAACACAAGCAAGCCGCCGUGGGGUCCGUAGACGAGGAAUGGAGGCAUUAUAAUAGAUCGAUGGAUGCGUGGAAUAACGAAGAUAGAAGAAGAUGGCCUCAGGAGUGGAGAGAAAGGUCUAGGCCUAGGAGUAGUGCGUCGCAUCACGUCGAUAUUCAGAGCGUUCCCCCAUCGGACGAUUCCAAUUUGGAUUCCAAUCGCAAGAAGGAAGUCAUUCCUGUAGUCGUCCAACAACCACCGGUCGAGGAAGUAGUGGAAAUGAAAGUGGAACCGGUCGAAGAGGAAGAUCCGAACAGAUCGACCCCGCUGUCUCAAAAACGUCUCUCCGACGAACCAGUGGAUAGUCCGGCCAGCUCUAAGAAGCUGUGCGUCGUCAAACAGGAAGUCCAAUUACCACUGGAGGACGAUCUGAGUGAGAUCAGUGACGAUGCCGACGAUAUAUUGAAUAGAGAAGAAAUUCAAGAAGCGCCGAUUGACGAACAGCCGGUAUUAUCGGAAGCGCAGGAAACUAUCGAAACGACUGAACAAAAACCGUCCCCGGGGUCGCAAAAGAGCCAAACGCCUCCCCCCGUACAGCCACCCGUUGCCAAGUCUCCCGUUAACAAUAAACCCGCUUCUAUCGACGAAGACAAUAUGGAAUUGGAUUUCGAAGAGAUAUCCGAAGACGAGUUGGAGGAGGAAUCGAAGAUGCGCGGAUUGGUCGACGCUUUGGGGGUCGAUUGGGCCAGUCUGGUCGCGGAAUCGCGGCCUAGAUCGACGCCUUCGAGCUGUGCCAAGAUCCGUUGGGAGCCGCACAACGUGUUGGUCAAUUUGGGCGUGUCUGUACAGCUGGCAGGGGAAGAAUUGGUGAAGCAGGUGUAUAGAGAGCACGCCGAAAUGGAAUCGCAGCAGUUGAAAGCGCAAGAAAACGUUAAGAGCCAAAAUAAGGCGUAUGCGGAGGUGAAGGUAAAAACGGAGCCUGAAGAACCGAUUUUGAAUGGGGGCGAAGUGCAAAUUAAGAUAGAACAAGUCGAUGAAAUUAAACGGGAGAUUUUGGAACCCGAAGAGAUUAAUGUCACUCAUCCUUUGGCCGCCAUUCAAGUGGCCGACAGGGAAAGACUGGCGAUAAGGAAGAGUCUGUUCACCAGCGUGGGGCCCCAUAGGCGAGCCUUGUCCGCUAGGCGAGACCUAACGUUAAGGAGACACCUCUGCAACUUACCCAUAACCGACAGGCACGUCGAAGCUCCGAAAAGGCACGAUCCGGAAUUGUUUCAACUCGCCACGCAAUUGUUUGAACGCAGUUUGUGAUUUGUAAUGUUUGGAUAUUUUCAUAAUUAUUACUGUUAGAUAAAUAUUAAGAGAUAAUACUGGUUUUAUUAUUCGUUUCAUU
This is a messenger RNA of Psylliodes chrysocephalus, 3609 nucleotides long. The record is from the annotation of a GenBank genome assembly. Lineage: Eukaryota; Metazoa; Arthropoda; Insecta; Coleoptera; Chrysomelidae.